Messenger RNA from Aspergillus lentulus, 4404 nucleotides. Lineage: Eukaryota; Fungi; Ascomycota; Eurotiomycetes; Eurotiales; Aspergillaceae. The record is from RefSeq and is a predicted model, not a curated record.
AUGGCGUCGGAAAGAGCCCCCGCGUCCGUCAAGGAGAUCUGGGAGAAGACCAUCGUUCGCUUCCACGAGCGCACGGGCCAAAGGCUCGAUGGUGUCUCCAGGGGCCCGGAGGAUCUGCGAAGGCUCCUCGACGCGCAUUAUGCCGCAGAAGCGGACGAUAAGAGUGUUUCGCAGGCUAAAGCGGUGGGGUUCCAAAUGAUACACUGUAUCCAGCUCUUGGGGGGUAUUGCGUCCCAGGGUGCGUCCAUGGUUUUCGCCCCGGCAGGACUCUGUUUCAACGCUCUUUCUUUCCUGUUGGAUAUUCCCAAAAAGGUCCAUGAGUUCCAUGGCGAGAUCGACGCCAUCUUUGCCGAGGUCGGACCAGCUCUGGCAAAGUUUCGGAUCUACGAGCGGAUGGAGGAGAGCUCGCAGAUCGACGAGGCUCUGCGACUGUCCAUCUACCAGGUUAUGACGAGUUUUGUGAACCUGUGUGCCGACUGCAUUAAUAUCCAUCACGAGGGACGAUGGAAGGGCUUCAAGCGCAACGCCAAACGUAUCCUCUUAGAUGAUGGGUCUGUCCAGAGCCAGUUGGCACAUUUCAAGAAGCUCACUCAAGACCAGCUGAACAUCCAAGCGACUCUGACCCUCGAGGUGGCGGUGGAAACCGGCCAGCACGUCAGGUUUAUGAAGGCCACCACACUCGACAUCGACACAAACACCAAGGCGAUCAAGAGCGACGUAUCUGGGCUCGUGGAGGCUGAGAACAAGCGCACAUUUGAUGACAACCGGAAGCAAAUUCUAAGUACCAUAAAAGCUACCCUUGGGCAGAAGGACGACAAGAUAGCCGCCGUGCUCGAGGCCCGAGAUACGCUCUGUGAGGGCGCUGUGAAGGAUAGCGGAAAAUGGUUGAAUGAAAUCGACGCAUAUAAGCAGUGGAUCAAUCGAAGCAGUGCUGCAGAUUUCCUACUCUUGCUGACUGGUGAAAAUGGAACAGGCAAAUCCUUGCUUGUCUCUGCGGUUGCGCAGGAAAUCAAAUCUGGAAACUUGGCCACAAAGGCUGAGCGCAGCCUGAUUGGAUAUUAUUCCUUCUCCAGGGUAGAGAAACGAGACAAAGAGGGCGACAGACAGCGGCCAGAGGCAGCGAUCAAGUCUAUCUGUGUCCAGCUGGCGGAGCAGGACAUCGUCUACGCGAGGCGUGUUUCUAGUGUGUGCGGCGAGGCUGGGAAGAACGAAAAGUACUUCAGAGAUGCCAGCUGUGCGGAUCUCUGGGUCACGUUGGGAAUAGGCAUGCCGACCAAAAAUACGACGCAUUACAUCCUACUCGACUCAGUCAGCACGCUCAGCCCGGCAGACCGUGAGCGGCUUAUAAGGGCGAUUCAACAAGGCGACCAGGGCAAGUCCAGCCGCGUUAGAGUGCUUCUCAGCGGCGAGCCAGGAACAUUAAAGGGCGCUCAGCUCUUCUCGUCACCGACGAAGACUAUCGACAUUACAGGAUAUAACAAGGCUGACAUCAAAGCAUUCAUUGUGGAGGAGCUGAAGCGCGCGGGUAUCUUCCAGGGCGCGGACGAGGACUCGCAGCGACGGAAAAGGCUGGUCGAGGAACGACUCUGGGCGCGAUCCAACAAUUCCUAUUUGACAGUUCAGCAGGAUCUGCGCAAGAUUGAAGAGAUCAUCGCCUCAGGUGGCACGGAAGAAGAGCUCAACCGGGUGUUGCAUGAGUCGAGCACGGAUCCACAGGUACUGGUGCGAUCGGAAAUCGAAGGAUUGGAAGCAAUGCUCAAGGCCCGGGAGAUUGAGGAAAUCAAUGAGCUUCUGAUCUGGGCUGUGGCUGGAGACGAAUGGAUGAUUCUGGAGGAACUGGAAGCGGCCUUGUUCCUCCGCUUCAAGACCGUGUCUCUCCAGCCACUCGACAAAAAGAUCACGGGGAAGUACUCCAAGCUCUUUACCUUGACCUACGGGAAAUACCUGGCAUUCAGAGAUCAUGUUCGAGACUGCGUUGUUGCCCAACGCGACAGGCCUAGACAGUCCGUGGAUGACCCGAAGAUCACGGCCACGAUCAGCAUCACCAACGGCGAUCUCAAGUUAGUCCAGCGCUUCUUCUGGGACUUGAACCAUUACUCCUUCCUAGGUGGAUUUGCGUUUCAGCCAGCUUCCGAUCAGACAAACGCAGGCCAGCGGAAGAUUCAGGUGUACGAAGCUGAUGCUCACCUCGAGGCUGUCAAAAGGGCCUUCGAUAUCUUUUUGCAACCGGUGGUUGAUGAAAGGGGCAAGGCAUUGGGCUCGUACCUGAUGCGCUCCAUCACAACCCAUCUCAAGGCCCUGUCCGAGGUAACUGGGCUGGACGAGCUGCAGCCCGCUGAUAAGCAGUUCAUUGGAUCGCAUGUCUAUGAGAUGUUCAACGAGGGUGAUCUCAUCGAGCGGAAUUGGGAAUUGUGCUACACGGUAUACUGGUACGAGCGUAAUGACGAUAUGGAGGUCUUCUGGAUGUGGUUGGAUGACCCACUGGCCAUCGCUGGCUUAGGGCCUCGGGACAAACGAUGGCUGGCAGACCUAAAGAAAGACAAACAUCGCAACUCGGGUCUGUUGACUCCGAUCAUGACCAUGGUGGCUCGAAAUUGGCUACAGAAAUCCGAAUGGGACGCCUACGGGACAUUCAGAUGGAUCAGGGGAUUCCUGACUUUGGGCGCCGAACCACAGCAGGAUGAUCAGGCGGGUGUGGCCAAGCAGGCUGAGAACUCGGAGAACGGAAACGGCCGAAUUAUCAUAUAUGACAACGAGUCAGACUUGCAAACGAUCGCCAAAGCUGAGCAGUGGUGCAAGCAGUCCUUGGGAGUCACCGAAGCGGACUACACAUGGUGUAUCCGAUUAGGUGACACCUAUGCUGACGUGCGCGAGUAUGACGCUGCGAGCGAGCAGUACAAGAAGGCUGCCACAAUUCUCCAAGCUCAGGACCCCGUCAACAAGGAGCAGCUGCGAGAUGUGUUCAAAGCUCUCGGUGAAGUCGCGACCGACCCCGAACGUGCCUUGGAAUACCUCAAAGAAGCCUCCAAGCUGGAUGAAGAAAACGUGGAAAUCCUGUGUGCGAUGCUUCAGCAAUAUGUUACCAGGAAAAAAGAGGACGAGGCGCGGUCCAUCAUCCAGAAAGCUGUUACCGAGAGAGUCCCGGGCACGCAAUCCACCUUGUUGAUGGCUAUGCUGGCAACAGCUCUGAGCAAGGAGAACGAGAUUGACAUGUUGGCCGUAUUCAACGCAGUCUUUUCGGUCGUCUCUCCUUCCCCGGAACUGCGGACAGUCUUCCAACAUGAGAUGGAGGUAGCGAUUGCCACUGCGCGGACGGAAGGCAAGAACGAGGAGCUUGCGAUUCUAUUAUUCCAGCUCGGCAGUGCUGGGCACUAUCUGCACAAGGACUCUCCUGAGCAAUUAUCCAAUGCCGCAGGUAAUCUGCGCGAGUGUUUGGACACCAUUCGGAACAAGGUCGCUUCGGAAGACCGUGGUCGGCUAGAUUUCAUCAAACAAAGUGCGGUUGACCGUCUCAGCAUGGUCUACCUCGACCGGGCCAUGCAAACGGACGGAGAGGAAUCAGAGGCAGACGUGGAGAGAUUACGCCAGAUUCACAGGGAUGACCCUUCUGCCAAAGGCCCUAAGUCGGCGCUUGCAUCACUGUAUACGUUCAAGGGACAGAGGGAUAAGGCUCGUGACAUCUUCCGAGCCGAUAUAGUAGAAGCAUUCAACAUUCUGGCUGAUGAUGACAUCUUCAAUGAUUUAGACGGAUUCACUGCGCUUCGUAACCUUCUGAGCCGCACUGGGGAUUAUGAGAAUGCACUGCGUGCUGCAUUGCUGCUUCCGGAGUUACGGUUCGACGAUAUAGUCCUCAAAACGCUUCUUGCCGGAGAGGAGCCCGCUAUGGAAGCAGUCUGCGAGGAACUCAUCCAGUUCUAUCACACGGAGUGUCCAGACGCAAACAAGGACUGGCACAAUCUUACUAAGGUCUGGAAAGAAGCCAGCAGAUUAGCAUUAGAAGCAGAUGUUUUUAGCGAGAGGGCCGCUUGCUACCAUCGGGUCCAAAAGAUCCUUGCAAAACUUGAGAGACGGAUUGACUGCUCGCUCCCUUGCAAUACCUGCAAUCGGUACUGGGGCUAUAGCAACAAUCUUCAUGCCUGCAAGUAUUGCUACAAUGUGUUCCUCUGCAAUGCCUGCUGGGACGAGCUGCAAUCAGGCAAAGCAGGCAACGCUUUUGUGUGCAGCAGUACGCACGACUGGUAUGAGUUACCGCCAUGGACGAUGGAGAAGUAUUUGGAUGCUUGUGAAGGGUUGGUUCUCAUGAAGACUGUCGAUGGAGAAGAGGAGUUGGUCUCCGUUUCAAAAUGGCUGGGGACGCUGUGCGAGGAAUGGGGACUGUCCAAGGCUGACUGGAAUUUUGAGUAG